AUCGAAGGAUGAUCCAUUCCUGCUCUACGCCACCCUGAACUCAGGCAAUCACUGCAAGUUUAUCACGAAAGAUCUGAUGCGGGACCACAAGGCCUGCCUACCUGAUGCGCAUACCCGGCACCUCUUCUUUAAGUGGCAGCAGGGACAUCAGCUGACAAUCAUGAAUUGUCUUCAGAGAUCAAAGCUGGCUUUCCAGCAUACUUUCAGCUAUGACACAGUGGUGCAGACAACUGGCGAUUCCUGGCACAUACCUUAUGAUGAAGACCAGGUGCAGAGAUCUUCUUAUGAAGUGCCAACCAAAUGGCUGUGCCUCCAGCGGAAGACGAAGACAUCUGCUCCAUGCUGAAUUGGUACUGCACGUCUCCUGGCUGGUAGCAGAGCCCUUAUAUCCAUGCUAACUUCAGGCGUGACCUCUGUCUUGCAAAUAAAAAGAUCUUAGUAGCA
This is a messenger RNA of Cricetulus griseus (Chinese hamster), 444 nucleotides long. The record is from RefSeq and is a predicted model, not a curated record. Lineage: Eukaryota; Metazoa; Chordata; Mammalia; Rodentia; Cricetidae.